This is a messenger RNA of Harpia harpyja (harpy eagle), 4020 nucleotides long. RefSeq lists its product as uncharacterized. The transcript is spliced from 12 exons. The coding region runs from base 88 to 3750 and encodes 1220 amino acids. The record is from RefSeq and is a predicted model, not a curated record. Lineage: Eukaryota; Metazoa; Chordata; Aves; Accipitriformes; Accipitridae. Gene Ontology annotation, biological process: visual perception. Gene Ontology annotation, molecular function: hyaluronic acid binding; heparin binding.
CCCCCGGCCCCUGGGAAAUGAGAUAAAAGCACAGGACUGGGGAGCAGCUUGGUGCUCUCUGUUUGUGCUAUCAGCUAGGCUCUCCCCAUGGCCUCUCCCAGGCAGAGCCGAGGGGCAGGACCCCCGGACUCCAGGGACAUUGGUGCCCUACGGCUGAAAAUGAUGCUCUGUGGUGAGAGGGAAGGGGCCGUGGCCACGGCCCCGAGUUCUACCACCUGCAUAGCUGCCGCUGCCAGCGGGCUGUGGUGCAAAGCCUUCCUGGUGCUGGCCGUCUGCCUGUUUGCCACUGCUCUCCCAUACAGCCUGGGGUCUCUGGCUGCUCUGCCCCGGCCCCCCCCGGGCUCCCUGCCUCCUUCCCGUGCUCGGCCAGGCUCGCCAGCCUCCCAGCCAGGGACAGGUGAUGAUCUGGUGGCCACACGUGGGGACCUGCUCAACGAACCGGCAAUGCGGUGGCGUGGGAGCGUGCCGACGGACUCUGCAGGUACCCCAGGUUGCUUCCUGGGGGUGAAAGGAGACGUGACCCGUGGUACAGAUGCUGAGGGAUGGAGUCCAGGGAUGCCGACAGCAGCUGCUGCCUCUCCCUCGACGGCUCGGACCUCACCAGAGCGGCAGCAUGGAUCCAGGGACGCAAAAGGGCUCAGGAUGGGCACGAGAGCGGCUGUGACACUGUCCCCUGCGCGGUGGCUUGGCACAGGGGUCCCUGCUACCUCAGCUCGGCUCCUCCAGACCACAGGCGACCCCAGUCCUGUCUUCCAGCAUCACCUUGCUCUAGGAAGCCCCCGUGGCACGGGACCAGGCUCCCGCGAUGUGACGCCGGUGCCUGCCGUGACCUUGGCCCGUGGCAUCGGGCAGCUAGCGGGCAUGGCAGAGCCCCGGGGGUCUGCAGGGGCUGCGUUGCUGGAGGUGGUGCCCACCCAGCUGGUCUCACCUGAGGGGGCUGCUGGGGGGGCUCACGGCCCAUCUGAUGCCCCAGCACGUGCAGGGUCAGCAUGGGUGCUGACAGGUACUCCCUCCCAGAGCCACGGCAGAGCCGACCAGCCUGGAGGUGACCAAAUGCUGGCCCUUGGGGCAUCCCCUGACCGUUGGACCCACAGAGCAGAUCUCAGCCUGGCUUCAAGCUCUAAGCCUCCUGCUGUGGCCACAGCCGGGAAUUUGCCUUUUUGGGCCAGAGUUGUGACAGCAGCGCAGGCUCCCAGCAGCAUGCCUGCAUCUGAUGAGUCUGCAGCCAGUGGCUUCUCUGAUGUCCAGCAUGGAGCUUUAGUUGCCAAAGCCACGAUGAGGAGCCAUGAUGGGCAGAAGAAAGCGGAGAGACCAAGCCCUGGCCUGCCUGACCUUGGUAUGGGUGAGGACUGCACUGCUGUUCCUCACCCAGUGCCCCUUCCAGGGCUGCCCUCAGCUCUGCCAACAGAAAGGACAUCCAGCUCGAGCGAAACGCAUACUGGCGCUGUGUGGGUAACCUCUGCUGUGACACCCGAGGUGCUCUGGGACACACGGCCUGCUGGCACCUUCCCGCAUGGCAAAGCUGCUCUGCUGGUGGACACCGUCUUGGCCAAGGUCCCAGAAAAUGGGUCUGGACUUCUGGCCACUGUCUUGGCAUCACUUCCCAGUGCUGCAUUGGCUCAAGAUGUCAACCACCCACAAGCGCUGGCUCCCUUCCUUCCUACAGCGGAGUCCGGGGGACCUGCUGUCACCUCAGGGAGACCAAGUGAUCGGUCUUCCCCCCCUGCAAGGCAGACUCUGCUGACAUCCACUGAAGCCCACCCUUCCCCUGCUCGGACCAGGGCCCCCAGCGCUGGAGGUCCCCCUGUGACGGGGCUGAGCUCGGCAGCCUCUGAUACCGUCCCAGAACCUGGAGCGACCAAAGCCUCCUAUGAGGAUGGAGCUGUUAUGGUGGCUUCCCCUUCUCCAAGAGCUGCAGGUGUGACACAUGGCUUCUCCCUGGGGUCACGUACCCAGAGGCCAUCUCUGCAUCUGGAUCCGUCCCUUGUGACAGCAUCUGAGGAUGGACCCACUGCAAGCCGAUGCCAGGCCAUGAAGGUGGCAGAGAUGACUGUGCUGCCUGGACCGGUGGCUGUGGCAGAAGAAGCCGGGCACAGUGAGCCCCGGACAGCAUCGGUAGGAGCCACCGCUGCUCCAGCAGGACCUCCAGGGCCCACCCAUGCCAGCCCAGGCUCUGUGCCUCUUCCCAGCUCCAAGAACCCUGCUCCGGGGCGUUGCUCUGAGGCCGUGCACCACACCGGCACCACAACCUUGCCAUCUCCAUCCUACCUGCUGACUUCCACCGGAGCUGUGCGUGCAGCCGGCUCCCUGCCCAGCUCUUGGACCCUCGCUGCACCAUCAGGAGUGACCCUUGAUGUUCAGUCUGUGUCCCGUCACUCUGUCACCUCCCAGCAUCUCCCUGCAGCUGCCAGAGAGACCUUCACCCCAGCUGAGCUGAUGACGAUGGGCAAACCUGGGUCCUCAGGGGCAAAGCCCCCUGCAUCCCACCCCCCCGGGCUCCCCUCUCCUGCACAGCCUCUGCCUGCGCACGUGCUGCCUUUGCGGUUCCGGCUCUUGGGCAUCGCUUAUGCCGAGGCUCUGAGCAGCAGGGCUUCGGAGAGCUACAGGGAGCUGGAGGAAGAAGUGAGGCUGAUGCUAAAUCAAAUGCUGUCCACCUAUGAGACCUUCCUGCAGGCAAAUGUCCUUGAGUUUAUGAACGGCUCGGUGGUUGUGCGAGGGGAAGCUCUGUUCAGGGGGGAUGCUCCUGCUCCCACCAACUCCCACCUCAUCCGGACGGUCGUCACGGAGGCAAGCAAGGGAAGGAGCAUCUUCAGCUGGCAACUGGAGCCACAAUCUGUCCAGUCCAGUGGCUUCAACUUGGAGAGCCUGGAGCCGGAGAAGCUGUCCAUCUCUCUCACUGCCCUCCAGCUUGGGAGCAGCAGGACAAACUCCCUGGAGAGGCUGAUCAGCAAGGUGACUCAGUCUCUCGAUGCCCUCUACCGUGUGAGGAACUUCACUGUUGCCCAGCUCAGAAACCUCGGUGGGGACCUGGAGAUUGCUGGAGACCUCUACCUUGACACAGUCAUCCAUGCCGACGUUGCAGAGGUUCUGCAGGCCUUGACAGCUCUGGCAACCUGCUCCGUGGACCUGACCUCCCUCUCGGUGGAGGGAGCCAGGCUUCACCUACGGGUUUACCCGGUCUCCUUCCUCAUCACCAACAGACGCUUCAGUGAGGACCUUCUGGAUCCACUUGCUAUAGAGCACCAGGAGCUCACCAGAGACCUUGAGGAUGUGGUGGCGAGAGCCGUGAGGGACCACAGGAGCUUCCUGCAAGUGGUGAUAAGAGGAUUCCUGCCUGGCUCCUUGAUCUGCCAUGGGGACGUGGUCUUCCAGCACCCUGCUCCAACCAGCCUGGAAGUUUUGGAGGCACUCGUGCUCUCAAUUAGGCCAAACAAGACUUUGGCUGGUUCAGACUUCCAGGUGGACCCAUACUCUCUUGCUGUGGGAGAGGACACUCUGCAGCCUCCCCUGCCCCAACCAGGCUUUCCUGAGUAUGGCGUGGCUAUCGUCAUCGUGUGCGGCCUCUGCAUCAUUACUGCUCUGGUCAUCGUGCUGGUGUGUCUGAGGACCAGGAUGUUCAGCUGGUGGGAUGUGGCAGCCCUCUGGGACAGAAGCUACUCUGAAGCAAGGACCCAAACCCUGGAAAUGGAUAACCGAGGGAUCUGGUCACCCUCUGAACAGGCGAGUGGCCUCUACGCUCCCUGGAAUUAGUUUCUGUGCCUUGGAGCUGGAGCUUUGAAGCACAGCUGGUGUUCCUGCAGGUCACAGGUCCCUGUUGUACCUGGUGAUGGUCCUGGGCAAUGCCAGGAGUUGGAGAAACCCCUGGGGGGCUGGAGGGAAGGAGACUUCGCUCCCUGCCCUUGCUGGAGGUGGGCAUGGUGACUUGUCCCCCUCUCACCCGCAGGCCCCUGAGGAUGCUCAAACAAGCUUGCAAAACAGUGCUGCUUGAUGAGAAGAUGCAGCUGAUCGGGGGGAGCCUGA